CGGGGCGGCUCCCGCCGAGUAGGUGCUGUGAGGAGGGCGACGUGUAGAGUAUACUGAAUCAAAGCGAGACUGAUCUGUGCGAUUGCCGAUUGCGCGCAAUCUGACAGGAUCGCGAAUGCGCUUCUUUCCGCACCUUGGGUCUUGGCAAGGUGGGGAUAGGCUUGGCAAGAGCGGGGAAAUGUGGCGACGGAGCUCCGCGACGCACGUUGUGGGAAUGCCGCAUGGGCAGCACAGACUCUGACAUGCCCGUCCUGCCCUGCCGGCGGAAGGCUGCCACUCAGUGCUGCUCUCGCCAUCAGUGCUCCUCUCCCAAGCAAUGCUCCCCUUCCAAUCAAUGCUUCUCUCCCGUUCCCUUGUCGAACAAUGUUGCGCGGGCGUCGAAAGAGUCUGCUCCUACUUGUUCUCCUCUGCCUUUUCUUGAUCGGUCUCGAGGCGCGACACCACUGGCAAGAGGUCAAAGACACUCUGAGCUACUCGACACGGCCUUUGUGGGAUCGCGCGGAUGGCCCAACAGACAUAAUACCUCGAUUGCAUGAGGAGAGUCUGGCUCCCGACUCUGCAGAGGCUUGCCAGCGGCAUGGCUGGACAUUGCGGCCUACAAAACCCUUGCUCGUCGAUGUGGUGCUGUUCAGCACAGAGGUGGAGCUGUUCGAAAUCCGUUUGCGAGAGCUGAGCGACGUCGUCGAUAUUUUCGUGGUGGUAGAGAGUACGCAUGAUCUGAUGGGGCGAGAACGAAACCUCACCUUCGCAAACCGACGGGGUGCCUUCAGCCAAUGGGAGUCGCGACUUCGGUAUCACCUCCAUCAAGGUCGCGAGAGGACAGAAAGUGAUGGGUUUUUCAGGCUAGUCAACGAAUUACGUGGAGGUGUGACUGCUUUCCUUCGAGACGAAGUGCAACCUCCAGAAGGUUCUCUAAUCUUGAUGGCCGAUGUUGAUGAGAUCCCCUCUCGAGCGACUAUGAAGCUGCUCAAAGCGUGUACAGCGCCUCUGCCCAUUCAUUUACAGAUGCAAAAUUACAUAUACAGCUUCGAAUGGGUCACAGAUGCACGGUCCUGGCGAGCUCAAGUCCACCUCUAUGGAGAGGACUUUUCGUACAUCCAUGGCAAAGCAUCUGAGGUUGCUAUUGCCGACGCUGGCUGGCAUUGCAGCUUCUGCUUUCGCACCCUGGAAGAAUUCGUCAUCAAGAUGCGAGGAGCUUCUCAUGCCAACCGUCUGUACGACCGCGCCGAUUGGCAGGCCAUGCUGUCGGCUUCCCGUAUUCAGAACAAGAUUUGCAGCGGCCAAGACAUCUUCGACAUGCUCCCAGAGGCCUACACCUGGAACGAGCUCAUCCGCUUAUGGAAAGGUGCGACAAAGUCGUCCUCAGCGGCUCAUCUGCCAGCAGCCGUUAUAGAGCAGCACGAGCGAUUUGCCUUCUUGCUGCCAGGAGGAUGCCUCAGAGCACAGCAGGCCUCAGGGAAGCCUCGUCGAAAGGGCAAGCCACUGGACCAUGACUGGUCAUCAACCUGAAGGUACUCCAACUGGGGCGCGCCCGUAGGCAAACGGACAAAACAGCUGGCAGGACCGCUGUCCGAAGCUGCGUAUCUCACAGAGCGCGAACGAGCUUUUCAAAGCAGGAUCUGUGGCUCCGUUCUAUAAAGGCAAAUCUGCGACUCGUAUCAGGAGGCACCUCUCCAAGAGGUUGCAUGGUUGUGGAGCAAAUGCA
This is a messenger RNA of Microstroma glucosiphilum, 1705 nucleotides long. RefSeq names its product glycosyl transferase. Gene Ontology annotation, cellular component: membrane. The record is from RefSeq and is a predicted model, not a curated record. The transcript is spliced from 4 exons. The coding region runs from base 364 to 1509 and encodes 381 amino acids. Lineage: Eukaryota; Fungi; Basidiomycota; Exobasidiomycetes; Microstromatales; Microstromataceae. Gene Ontology annotation, biological process: protein N-linked glycosylation; N-acetylglucosamine metabolic process. Gene Ontology annotation, molecular function: beta-1,4-mannosylglycoprotein 4-beta-N-acetylglucosaminyltransferase activity.